This is a messenger RNA of Sinocyclocheilus grahami, 1077 nucleotides long. Its product is annotated as bromodomain and WD repeat-containing protein 3-like. The transcript has 9 exons. The record is from RefSeq and is a predicted model, not a curated record. Gene Ontology annotation, cellular component: nucleus. NCBI's taxonomy places the organism in Eukaryota, Metazoa, Chordata, Actinopteri, Cypriniformes, Cyprinidae. Gene Ontology annotation, molecular function: protein binding. Gene Ontology annotation, biological process: cytoskeleton organization; regulation of cell shape; regulation of transcription by RNA polymerase II. The annotation marks the transcript as partial.
AGUUGUGUCAUUUUCAUGUGUUUCUAUGCUGCAUGUUGUUCUAACAGGUAUUUCUACUUCCUCUUUCUCUUGUAGUUCUCUCCAUUAGUCAAGGGCUCCAAAAGGUAUAUGGUGUCCACAGGAACUGAUGCAACAGUGUGUUUCUGGCAGUGGGAUGUUAAUAAUAACAGUUUCAGCGAUCGUCCACACAAAUUCACAGAGAGGCCGAGGCCUGGCGUUCAGACUGUCUGCUCUUCCUUCAGCCCUGGUGGCGUGUUCCUUGCAACAGGAAGCACAGAUGACGUCAUCAGGAUAUACUACCUGGGCAGUGGCAGUCCAGAAAAACUAGCUGAGCUUGACUCUCACAAAGACAAGGUGGACAGCAUCCAGUUCUGUCAUUCAGGAGAGAGAUUUGUGAGUGGCAGUCGAGACGGCACUGCUCGUAUAUGGCAACUGCAUCAGAGACAUCAAUGGAAGAGCAUUUUAUUGGACAUGGCUGCCACCCUUCCAGGGUCUGCACCUUUAACAGAGGAUGAAAAUGUCUUCAAACCCAAAGUCACCAUGGUUUCCUGGGAUCGCCACGAUAAUGCAGUCAUCACUGCGGUCAACAAUCAUCUGCUCAAAGUGUGGAAUUCCUAUACUGGACAGUUGCUGCAUAUCCUUAAAGGUCAUGAGGCCGAGGUGUUUGUUUUGGAGCCGCAUCCCUAUGACCCUCGCAUCAUGCUGUCUGCAGGCCACGAUGGGAAUGUCUUCAUAUGGGACCUCAUCAGAGGCACCAAAACCAUGCAUUACUUUAAUAUGAUUGAAGGUCAAGGACAUGGUGCUGUAUUUGACUGUAAGUUCACCACAGAUGGGCAUCGCUUUGCAAUGACAGACUCUCAUGGACAUCUGGUUAUUUUUGGCUUUGGGAGCUCCAAGCCCUAUGAGAAGCUUCCAGACCAGGUGUUUUUCCACACUGACUAUCGGCCGCUGAUCCGGGACUCAAAUGGGUUUGUUCUGGAUGAGCAGACCCAGCAGGCCCCACACCUGAUGCCUCCUCCCUUCCUGGUGGACGUUGAUGGUAACCCUCACCCUCCCAGAUUCCAAAGACUGGUCCCA